UUACAAGAAGUUGUCAGAAACUCAUUUUGGUAUCAUCUGCUGUGUUGUGUUUAAUUUUUUGGAGAGCACAUCUAUCUGAAUUUCUGAAGAGUGUAGUUUGUAAUUUUAAGAGUCUGAAAUAGAACCAUGAAGUUAGAGGUACCAGAAACCUUUGAAGAUGUGGCUGUUGAUUUUUCAAGGGAAGAGUGGAAGAUGCUGAGUGACCAGGAAAAAGAACUGUACAAGGAAGUGAUGUCACAAAACUAUGAGCACAUGGUAUCACUAGGAUACAAUAUCCCAAAGGAUCAGCUACUGCUACUGAUUGGAAAACAUGACAAACUUGUUCCUGAAUCUUUGGAAGGAGCAGACACCAUACCUGGAAUGAGUGUGUGUGGUGCUUCCCCACACAUCUGCAGGGGUGCACAGUGCUGCCAGAGUCCAUGUCAGGUGACACUAUGGAGGAAGCUUCCUAAUCCUAGAUGUGCAGAGAGCUUACUAUGGCCGAUGUUUGCUAAUGGGCAAAAGUUAAGUCCAACUGGAAAUAAGUAUAUUAAAUGUAUGGAUGAUUCUAUAAGUUUCAGCAAAAAGAAUAAUGUAGAAAAACGUCCAUCUCAUGCAAUAACCCACCGUGAGGAGAAGCUAAAUAAGUAUGAUACAUGUGACAACAGUUUUAAAAAGUUCCAGUUCACAAACCAUAAGGAAGUACACAAUGGUGAAAGAAAUGGUGAUAAAUGUUCAUCAUGUGACAAGGUUUUUGCAAAGAAGUGCAGUCUCAUAUACCAUGAAAAAACUCACACUGAAGGGAAGUUAUACAAGUGUGCAAUAUGUGAAAAAACUUUUAGACAGAAGGGUGGUCUCCUCUACCAUGAAAAAACUCAUACGGGAGAGAAGCCAUAUAAAUGUGAACUAUGUGAUAAGAGUUUUAUACAGAAAAUUCAACUCUUGUCCCAUGAGAAAACUCACACUGGUGAUCGGCCUUAUAAGUGUGGUAUGUGUGAUAAGAGCUUUAUAUUGAAAUGUCAGCUGACACAGCAUGAGAAAUUGCACACUGGGGAAGCACCAUAUCAAUGCACACUCUGUAAUAGAAGUUUUACAAGAAAGUGGCUACUAACAUGCCAUGAAAGAACACAUUCUGGUAAUAUGCCAUAUAAAUGUGCUACAUGUGGCAAGAGUUUUACAUGGAAAAAUGGUUUAGUGUACCAUGGAAACGCUCAUGCUGCAGAGAAUCCAUACAAAUGUGCAACAUGUGGCAUGAAUUUUAUGCAGAAGAGCUGUUUUGCAUACCAUAAAAAAACACACAAUGUCGAGAAGCCAUAUAAAUGUACAACAUGUGACAAAACUUUUACACACAAGGGCAGUCUAGUGUACCAUGAAAAAACUCAUACGGGAGAGAGGCCACAUAAAUGUGCAACAUGUGACAAGAGUUUUAUACAGAGGUGCCAGCUUGCAUCCCAUGAGAAAACUCAUACUGGUGAUUGGCCGUAUAAAUGUGCUACAUGUGAUAAGAGUUUUAUAUCAAAGAGCCACCUGACACAGCAUGAGAAAAUGCACUCUGGUGAGAAGCCUUUUGUGUGUGCAUGGUGUAAUAAGAGUUUUAGGCACAAGUCACUUCUAACAUCCCAUGAGAGAAAACACACUGGUAAUAGGCCAUAUAAAUGUGCUUCAUGUGACAAGAGUUUUACACAUAGAAAUAGUCUUGUAUACCAUGAAAAAAAACACACUGAAGACAAGCCACAUAAAUGUGCAAUGUGUGGCAAGAGUUUUGUAAUGAAGAGCCAUCUCCUGUACCACGAAAAAACUCAUAUUGGAGUGAAUAAUAUAGUCUACAUUAUAUUACCAUCUCCUAUAUACUGAGAGAGAUAGUCAUAAAAUACCAGGAUUUCCAAGCUGAAACUACAGCAUUGUUGGAAUUAUCUGGGAGUUUUUAACCAAUAAUUGUAUUAAUGGCAAGGCUGAUGAAAAUAAUUUUAAGGGUACUUAAAUAAACUACCAGUGCAUGUAACUCUCUAUGAACUGCAGAAGUGUAUGACUCUGGGCACACUGCAUGCACUGAGUGAAGUACUCUUGGCAAACAGCAAAUACUGAAGCAGUAACAAUUUUCUGAACUCUAAUUAUAAACUGACUAAGAAAUGGGGUCCAUUCCCCUCAUAGUAUUAAAAACCCAAAACUUUUGCAGGAAUUAAAAAAGAAAGAAAAGUUUUAUAUAUAAAACUUUUUUUCCAAGUUUACUUAAAGUUUCACUCCGUACAUGCAACUUUAUAUGAAUUACAAAGGAGACAAUUCUGGGUAAAUUGUGGGUACUGAGAAGAACACUCUUGGCAAACUUCAAAGAUUAAAACAAUACUGUUGUCAUGAACAAAUAAAAAUUGAAGUGAAAGAUCAACUGAAAAGUGAAGGGUUUAGUGUCGUGACUCGGAUACAGGCAGUUUGAUAACAGAAUGAGACCAUGAAUCCCUGGCAAAUGGUGUAGCACACAGAACAGGACACUUGGAAAGAGAGUACACUACAGACUACAGUUCUGGAGAUCAGUUAGGAUUGCAUAGAAGAUGGAAGUGCAGGGAACAGAGAGCCAUUAGGAUAUUUCAGCCAAGAAGAGUAUGAUCUAAGGGAAUCGUGCCUGACUUAACAGAAAAGGGCAAGUAAAGCUACAUGAGAGAAAGAGACUACGGAAAGUAUUAGAAGAUAAAUAAACAGGUGAACACAGUAAUUUGGACAUUUAAGAGACAGUUUCAUGAAAUGUAACCAUAAUAAACAGAGUAUACCACUGUGCUGCUAAUUAGUAACAAAGUACUACCAUAGAAAUGCAGAGUAACAAGCGAAAGGAAGGAAACAGGCAGAAUGACAUCGUGGAAGCAUCAAAUAGAGAGAACGAUAAAGCACUUAAAACAUGAAGUAUCACCACAUAACGAGAAUGAUAAAGCACUUAAAACAUGAAGUAUCACCACAUAACGAGAACGAUAAAGCAC
Messenger RNA from Protopterus annectens (West African lungfish), 2945 nucleotides. RefSeq names its product zinc finger protein OZF-like. Gene Ontology annotation, biological process: regulation of transcription by RNA polymerase II. The record is from RefSeq and is a predicted model, not a curated record. NCBI's taxonomy places the organism in Eukaryota, Metazoa, Chordata, Ceratodontiformes, Protopteridae. The transcript is spliced from 4 exons. Bases 127 to 1833 code for a protein of 568 amino acids. Gene Ontology annotation, molecular function: RNA polymerase II cis-regulatory region sequence-specific DNA binding; DNA-binding transcription factor activity.